GUUUCAUCAUCAUCAUCCAUUCAUUCAUAGUCGUCAUUAUUUUAAUUUACAAAUUUUUUUUUCAAUUUUCAAAAGUGUUGCUCAAUUCCUUUCCCCCCAUACCAGUUUUUUCUGUCAUUGUAAUUCCCAUCCUUUUUUUUGUUGUUGUUGUUGAUUGGUUAAUCGAUCAAUUUCGAUUGACGCCUAUUGUUAAAGAGUGGGUGUGUGUGUGUGUGUGUGUUUUCAUUUCGAUCGAACAUUGACCAAUUUUUUAAUGUUCGAUUUUUUUUCCGGAUAAAUCUCAAAAAAGCCCAGUUUCAGAAUCGAAUCAUCGAUAGGCAGAAAAAAAACGCCUAGAAAACAAAAAUUAUUCCAAAAUAAUAUCGAAACAUUCCGAAUCAAUUCAACAACGGUCUUUCAACGAUUAAUCAAAAAAAAAAAAAAAAAAAAAAUUUCUUUUUGUGUUUGUUUCACGUUCCACGUUUGUCAUCGAUAAUCCGUAGAAACUAUAUACCCAACAUUCGAUGUGAUUUAAUCUUAAAAACAAUAUAUAUGAUGAUCAUCAUCAUGAAGAAGAAGGAUAAUUGAAUUUCAAUUUGAUUCUACAAAUUAAAAAGAAAAGCCACACACACACACUAUUAUAAUAUCUUUAGUUGUGUUGGCACAGUGGCUACUCAAGUUACAAUUUUUUUUUUUUUUUUUUUUGGUUGAUAAUUGUAUUAUUAAUCAAAAUAAAUCAAUCAACAAAAUAACCAACGAUGGCUGAUUUAGGUAUCGAUGUCAAUAAAUUACCAACUGAAACAAGAACAAAAUUGGCUGAAUUAGAGCUUGAAUUAUCUGAAGGUGACAUUACACAAAAAGGUUAUGAAAAGAAACGUUUUCGAUUGUUGGCACCAUUUUUUAAUCAACAACAACAAGCUCAACAACAGCUACAACAACAACAACAAUCUGGAGCUGCUAGUCCAUCAACACGUGCCAAACGACGUGCACAUCGUCGUGUUACUCGCCAUGAAAGCCGUUAUCAUUCAGAAAUUCGACAAGAAGCUGUACAACAAGCUUUGGCCGCAAUGCAAAACAAACCAAAACCAUCUAUGCCAAUGCCAUCAAAACGUACAUCAGCCGUAAUGGCUACUGGUCAUCAUCAUCAUCAUCGGAAUUAUCCACAGAUGCAACAUUCACCGAAUCGACGUCGUCCAAUUGAUUCACGACGACAACCACCACCACCAAGGACCGAUUCAUCAACCGAUGAUGAUGAUAGUAUUCUGAAUGAAAGUAGUAGUACAGCAUCUGAAAGGGAAAAACGUGGCAUUGGCCGUCAUGGAUCAAAAUUUCGUGGACCAUCAUUUAUGGCCAUUGAUCAAUCAUUACCAAAUUCAUCAGAUACAUCAACACAUUCCUCACCUGCUCAUGAACGAUCUACAAGUCAUCAUCAUCAACAACAACAACGAUAUUCUCAUCAUCAACAACAACCAGCUUUACUGCCACGUGUAAUUGGUAUGCACGAACAUUCAUCAUCACCAUCGACAAGAAUCUGUAUUGGAACACCAGAUUCAUCAUCAAAACAUAGCCGAAAAUCACAUAUACAAUCACAGCCGUUACCACCACCGCCAACAAUGUUCAAAAAUCCAAGUCCAACUAAUAUUAUGGAACAGCAGCCAAAGCAACAACAACAACAACAAUCAUCAUCAUUGAAUCAGGCAUAUAGACCACAAUCACAUCAUCAUCCAAUAGGAUCAUCAUCAUCAGCUGGUGGUCAUCGUAUGAAUGGAUCACAAUCACAGCAAUCACAUCUGCAUUCAAUACCACCGGCACCGGCUGAAUAUGCUAAUGAUGAUGCAAGUAAUAACAAAGUGGAAAUACCACCCGAAAGACCAGAAAGGGUUAGCUCAAAAAUAUCUGAUGUAAAUCAUUUGGCUGAUAUUCUACAGAAUCUAUCGCCAAGUGGAACAUCAGCAAUUAAUCAGCUUCCUGGAUUAUUACCCGAUGUAACCAAUACAAAUUCAUCAUCAUUGAUGAUGAUGUUGAAUAAUAACAACCAAAUUGAUGAUAACCAAAGCUUCGAGGAUUAUGAAAUCGAUUCGGGCACUUGUACAACCAAAUGGAAAGUAUCGACAAAAAUUCAACAAUUAUUGAAUACAUUAAAACGGCCAAAACGACGUCCAUUACCUGAAUUUUAUGUUGACGAUGAAACGGAUCUAGAAAUAGCUGCCAAUCAAGUUGAUCCAUCGGCACCUAAACCAGAAGGAAAUACAAUGUUACCAUCAAUUGGAGAACAAUUAAUGGUACCUCCGGGUCUACCUCGUACACUUGAAGCAGCAUUGAAUCGUUAUGGUACAUCUACAAUGAAAGCACCGGCCAUUACUGUACUGGAUACGAAUGGAAAAAUAUCACCUCCAUUAACAUAUGGAAAAUUAUAUAGUAGAUCUCGUAAAAUUGCUUAUAAUCUCCUGAACAAAAUUGGACAAAAAGGUGAAUUGAACAUACGUACUGGUGAUCGUGUGGCAUUAGUGUUUCCGAAUAAUGAUCCAAUCGGAUUUAUAUGUGCCUUUUAUGGCUGUUUAACUGCCGGUGUUAUACCGGUCGCUAUUGAAGUACCAUUAAGUCGUCGUGAUGCCGGAUCACAACAAAUUGGUUUUCUAUUGGGUAGUUGUAAUGUAACAUAUGCAUUAACAUCGGAAGCUUGUUUCAAAGGUUUACCAAAAACAGCGACCGGUGAAAUACAUACGUUUAAAGGGUGGCCAAGAAUUUCAUGGCUAAUAACCGAUAAUCUUACGAAACCACCGAAAGAAUGGCAACCACCAACAAGAAUAUCAGAAGAAUCAUCUGCUUAUAUUGAAUAUACAUCAGAUAAAGAUGGUGCCGUUAAAGGUGUCUGUAUAUCACGUAAUGCAAUGAUUUCACAUUGUCGUGCAUUGACCGGUGCUUGUGGAUAUUCCGAAGGUGAAGUUAUGGUGUGUGUUCUUGAUUUUAAACGUGAAGUUGGCUUAUGGCAUGCCGUACAAGCUAGUAUAUUGAAUGGAAUGCAUGUCAUAUUCAUUCCAUAUGCAUUGAUGAAAAUCAAUCCAGCUAUGUGGAUGUUAAUGAUCACGAAAUUUAAGGCAUCACUUGCUAUUUGUAAAUCGCGUGAUCUGCAUUGGGGUCUAUUGGCUAGUAAAGAUCAUAAAGAUAUUAAUCUUAGCUCAUUACGAAUGCUAUUGGUUGCCGAUGGUGCCAAUCCAUGGUCGUUAUCAUCAUGUGAUCAAUUUUUUUCCGUAUUCCAUAGCCGUGGAUUACGAGUUGAAGCAAUGUGUCCAUGUGCUACAUCACCCGAAGCAAUGACAAUCUCGAUUCGAAGACCUGGCCGUACUGGUGUUGGUGCUACCGGUCGUGGUGUAUUAUCAAUGUCGGCAUUAAGCUAUGGUGUUAUUCGUGUUGAUAAUGAAAAUUCAUUAACAUCAUUAACAUUACAAGAUUGUGGCCAUGUAUUGCCUGGAACUAUUGCAGCCGUUGUCAAAAUGAAUGGACUUCCACAUUUAUGUAAAACAGAUGAAGUAGGUGAAAUAUGUCUAAGUACAACAUCGGCCGGUAGUUGUUAUCUGGGAUUACAAGGCUUAACAAAUAGUAUAUUCAAAAUGCAACCAUUCAAUUCGGAUGGUCGUCCAUUUAGUGAACAAACAUUUGUUCGUACUGGUCUACUUGGAUUUAUGGGUCCAGGUGCAUUGGUAUUUGUUUGUGGUACACGUGAUGGUGUAAUGCAAGUUAGUGGACGAAAACAUAAUACUGAUGAUCUCAUUGCCACUGUAUUGGCUGUUGAACCAAUGAAAUUUGUCUAUCGUGGUCGUAUUGCAAUAUUUUCAAUCAAAGUUCUACGUGAUGAACGUAUUUGUGUUGUUGCCGAACAACGUCCCGAUUGUACGGAAGAUGAAAGUUUUCAAUGGAUGAGUCGUGUAAUACAAGCUGUGGAUAGUAUACAUCAAGUUGGAAUUUUUUGUCUAGCAUUAGUGCCACCGAAUUGUCUUCCAAAAACUCCUUUAGGUGGUAUACACUUGUCUGAAGUUAAACGAAAAUUUAUCGAAGGUAGCCUACAUCCAGUCAAUGUAUUAAUGUGUCCACAUACAUGUGUGACGAAUCUACCGAAACCACGUGAAGUACAUAGUGAAAUUGGACCAGCAUCAGUUAUGGUUGGCAAUAUUGUUCAAGGUGUACGAUUAGCCGUAGCACAAGGUCGUGAUAUAAUGGAUGAUGGUGAUAAUAGUAAUGAUCUAAGGAAACAGAAUUUUAUAACCGAAGUUUUAAAAUCACGUUCAAUGACUACACCAGAUCAUGUGUUAUUUACAUUGUUAAAUUCAAAAAAUAUGGAAGUAGCAACAUUAUCCUGUUCACAAUUAUAUAAAAGAGCAGAACGUAUUGCUUGUUUAUUGAUGGAACGUGGUAAACCAAAUACAGGUGAUCAUGUUGCUCUCAUAUAUUCACCGGGGAUCGAUCUGAUAUGUGCAUUCUAUGGCUGUUUAUUGGUCGGCGUUGUUCCUGUUACUAUACGACCACCACAUCCACAAAAUCUUCAGACCACAUUGCCAACUGUUCGAAUGAUAGCGAAUGUAUCAAAAUCUUCAUUAAUAUUAUCAACGGGACCAGUUAUAAAAUUGCUGAAAUCAAAAGAAGCAAAUAAUGUUGUUGAAAUCAAAUCCUGGCCACCAACAUUGGAUACAGAUGAUCUCCCUAAACGAAAAUUGAAUCAACCAUAUAAGGCGCCGACACCGGAAAUGAUUGCAUAUUUGGAUUUUAGUGUCAGUACUACCGGAAUGUUGGCCGGUAUUAAAAUUUCACAUGCUGGUCUUACAUCAUUGUGUCGAAGUAUGAAAAUUGCCUGCGAAUUAUAUGCAUCACGUCAUAUUGCCCUUUGUUUGGAUCCUUAUUGUGGUCUUGGUUUCGUUCUAUGGUGUAUUAGCAGUGUUUACUCAGGUCAUCAUACAAUCUUAAUACCACCAUCCGAAGUCGAAUUGAAUCCAGCCGUUUGGUUAACGGCUGUUAGCCAAUUUAAAGUUCGAGAUACAUUCUGUUCAUAUGGUGUUAUGGAAUUAUGUACCAAAGGUCUUGGAUCUUCGAUUCAACAACUCAAACAACGUGGAAUCAAUCUAAGCUGUGUACGAACAUGCGUUAUUGUUGCCGAAGAACGACCUCGUGUUAGCCUCACUUCAUCAUUUACAAAAUUAUUUCAUAGUCUUGGCCUUUCAGGUCGAUCUGUAUCGACAUCAUUUGGAUGUCGUGCCAAUAUUGCCCUCUGUUUACAAGGUGCAUCAUCGCCCGAUCCAACCACUGUUUAUGUUGAUACUCGAGCUUUACGUAAUGAUCGUGUUACAUUAGUUGAACGUGGUGCACCACAUAGUGUAUGUCUAAUGGAAUCGGGUAAAUUAUUACCUGGUGUUAAAGUGAUUAUUGCCAAUCCUGAUACAAAAGGACAUUGUGGUGAUUCGAAUCUUGGAGAGAUUUGGAUACAAUCACCGCAUAAUUCGAGUGGAUUUUUUGCCGUUUUCGGUGAUGAAAUGAUGCACAAUGAACAUUUUAAUGCACGAUUGAGUACUGGUGAUACCUCACAAACGUAUGCACGUACUGGUUAUCUAGGAUUUUUACGACGAACAGAAUCGGUACAAGCCGAUGGAGAAUUACAUGAUGCCGUUUUUGUCGUUGGAUCAUUGGAUGAGACUAUUACAUUACGCGGACUCCGUUAUCAUCCGAUCGAUAUUGAAAAUAGUGUAAUGCGAUCACAUAAGAAAAUUUCUGAAUGUGCCGUAUUUACAUGGUCAAAUUUACUAGUCGUUGUAGUCGAAUUAGAUGGUAACGAAAAUGAAGCCUUAGAUUUGGUACCAAUGGUCACGAAUGUUAUAUUGGAAGAACAUCAUCUAAUCGUAGGAGUUGUAGUAGUUGUCGAUCCAGGUGUUGUGCCAAUUAAUUCUCGUGGUGAAAAACAACGAAUGCAUCUAAGAGAUGGAUUCUUAGCCGAUCAAUUGGAUCCAAUAUAUGUUGCAUAUAAUAUGUGAUGAUCAUGAUCAACACAAAUACACACCGCGGACAGACAUUCCUAAUAUUUUUACGAUCAUAAAAUCGAUUGACAUCAAAUCUUUAAACUUUCAUCAUUUUUUUCCACUACAAACUCAAUAAUGACAAAAUUAGUUGAAUUUUAUUAAAUUUUCUUUCGAAAU
Messenger RNA from Dermatophagoides farinae (American house dust mite), 6158 nucleotides. The record is from RefSeq and is a predicted model, not a curated record. Lineage: Eukaryota; Metazoa; Arthropoda; Arachnida; Sarcoptiformes; Pyroglyphidae.